This is a messenger RNA of Oryctolagus cuniculus (rabbit), 2690 nucleotides long. RefSeq names its product solute carrier family 46 member 1 (gene SLC46A1). Gene Ontology annotation, molecular function: transmembrane transporter activity. Gene Ontology annotation, cellular component: plasma membrane. NCBI's taxonomy places the organism in Eukaryota, Metazoa, Chordata, Mammalia, Lagomorpha, Leporidae. Gene Ontology annotation, biological process: transmembrane transport. The record is from RefSeq and is a predicted model, not a curated record.
CAGCUCUGCGCACGAUACAGAUGAGGUCACUCAGCGGGCCGGGGCCGCAGGGCCCCCGGCCGGUCCACACCCGGCCCAGAGCGGGCUGGACGAGUCUGGGGGCCGGAGGUCCCAGGCCCCGCCCCGCCAGACUUUAAGAAGGAGCACCGGGCGCACGCGCAGACAGAGCAGACGCGCGCUCCAGACGCCGGUCCCGGGCAGCGAGCGAGCCACGCGCCGUCCCCGCCGCGCACGCGCAUGGAGGGGCGCGCGAGCCCCCCGAGCGCGCCGCGCACCCGCUCCGUGACGGCCGCGCUCUGCCGCGGCCCCGUGGAGCCGCUAGUGUUCCUGGCUAACUUUGCCUUGGUCCUGCAGGGCCCGCUCACCACGCAGUACCUAUGGCACCGCUUCAGCGCCGACCUUGGCUACAAUGGCACCCGCGACAGGGGGGGCUGCGGCAACCACAGCGCGAACCCGACGAUGCAGAGAGUGGAGACCCUUACCUCCCACUGGACCCUCUACAUGAACCUGGGAGGCUUCCUGGUGGGGCUCUUCUCGUCCACCCUGCUGGGAGCCUGGAGUGACCGCGUGGGCCGCCGGCCCCUGCUGGUGUUGUCCUCGCUCGGCCUGCUGGCCCAGGUCGUGGUGUCCAUCUUUGUGGUGCAGCUGGAGCUCCACGUCGGCUUCUUCGUGCUGGGCCGCAUCCUGUGUGCCUUCCUGGGGGACUUCGGGGGCCUCCUGGCUGCCAGCUUUGCCUCCGUGGCAGAUGUCAGCUCCAGGCGCAGCCGCACCUUCCGGAUGGCCGUGCUGGAAGCCUGCAUCGGUGUGGCGGGGAUGCUGGCGAGCCUCCUUGGGGGCCACUGGCUGCGGGCCCAGGGUUAUACCAACCCCUUCUGGCUGGCCUUGGCCUUGCUGAUAGCCAUGGCUCUCUACGCAGCGUUCUGCUUCGGUGAGACCCUGAAGGAGCCGGAGCCCGCCCGGCUCUUCACGCUCCGUCACCACCGAUCCAUUAUCCAGCUGUACGCGGUGCCCUCCCCGCAGAAGUCCAGGAAGCAGUUAGCCCUGUACUCGCUGUCCAUCUUCGUGGUGCUCGCUGUGCACUUUGGGGCUCAGGACAUCCUGACCCUCUAUGAGCUGAGCUCACCCCUCUGCUGGGACUCCAGGCUCAUCGGCUACGGGUCUGCAGCCCAGCAGCUCCCCUACCUCACCAGCCUGCUGGGCCUGCGCCUCCUGCAGUGCUGCCUGACCGACAGCUGGGUGGCUGAGAUCGGCCUGGCCUUCAACAUCGUGGGGAUGGUGGUCUUUGCGUUCGCCACCGUCACGCCCCUCAUGUUCACAGGGUACGGGCUGCUCUUCCUGUCACUGGUCAUCACACCCAUCAUCCGGGCCAAGCUGUCCAGGCUGGUGAGCGAGUCGGAGCAGGGUGCUCUCUUCUCUGCUGUGGCCUGUGUGAACAACCUGGCCAUGCUCACGGCCUCCGGCAUCUUCAACUCUCUCUACCCCGCCACGCUGAACUUCAUGAAGGGCUUCCCCUUCCUCCUGGGAGCUGGCCUCCUCCUCAUCCCGGCCACUCUGAUUGGGUACGGCAGGGCCCUGACCAGUGAGCGCUCCUGGGGAACCCCUUAUCCUCAGAGACCCCCUGCAUCCUUGAAGAGGCAGCUUCACUCCCAGAACCCGUGCCCUGGUGGUAUCUCAUCCCAGGCUGAUGCGUCCCUUGCACAUAGCUGUGUAAUGCCUCGGGGGCCAAGGCCCAAGGCCGAGGCAGAGGGCAGGAUGGAUCAUGCUGACCACAAGGCCGUGUUCCCUCCUCCUGUCUGCGUCAUCCCUCUCUGUUCCCAUUUUACAGCAGGGCCUGUGGUGGUAGAACCGGGCUAAAGGGAAGCCAGAAAGCUCCCUCUGCUGGUUGUGGCUGGGCUGGCCCGCUGACUUGUUCCCCUGUCAUCUUAAGAGUUCCUUCUCGGAGUUCCCUGUGUCUGGGGUCUGGGACUGUCCUCCACCUCACCGCUUGGGGGGUGGGGGGAGCCGCCUGAACCAGCCCACCCAAGUAAGGCCCCUGUCUCUUCUCCAGACAAGAGUUGAGGGGCCCCCUUGUCAAAUCUCAACCCCUCUCUGGUCUCUUAUAGGAUACUGGAAAAGGCUAGUUCUCGCCUUGAAUUCCAGCAGUUUCCCCAGAGCCCCGAACUACCCGGACCAGAAGACAAGAGGGCAAGGGGGCCAGAGUGAACCUGAAGCAGUGGAAGUCUGCCUCCAGGAGCCCAGCAGCGCUGGCGCUCCCUUCAAAGGACGGUGCUGCCCCUGGACGAGGUGCUCAAGUACCACCUGUCCACGGCUAAGCCAGCCUCUGAUUAGCAUCUGGACCGGCCACUCCCACAGGGGACAGCAUAAGGUGACCCCUCCGGGGAGCAGAGAGCUCCUGCUGGAGGUGACACUUCAGGGACCUGGUGAAGCUUGAGGUUGCCAUCUCUCCUCCUAGCAGACCGUACAGCCCUCAGUCCCAGGUCCCUCGUGUGCCCAGCAGCCACCUGUCACUCCUUAGUGAAGGGUGCAGAGCCUGGCCAGUGGCAGCCCUGGGGAGAGGACGGCUGUGGGAGGGAUCUGGUGCCCCUUGGAGGAGAGCGCUGCUGUCGCUUGGCUGGGAACCAACCCUAGGCUAUGCCUGCCCAACCCUGGCUUAACAGCGCCAUUUGUCACAAUAAAUCAUUUGGCUCAGA